This is a messenger RNA of Leptonychotes weddellii (Weddell seal), 472 nucleotides long. NCBI's taxonomy places the organism in Eukaryota, Metazoa, Chordata, Mammalia, Carnivora, Phocidae. The record is from RefSeq and is a predicted model, not a curated record.
AUGUCUCUUAGUCAUGAGUUUGAGAGACCUCUCUCCCCCAAAGCUGUCAAAGGAUUUGAAACUACUCCACUUACCAAGAACUAUUAUACUGUGGUGUUACAGAACAUUCUGGACACUGAAAAGGAUUAUGCUAAAGAACUUCAGUCUCUACUUGUCACUUACUUAAGACCCCUGCAGUCCAAUAACAAUCUGAGUACUGUGGAAUUUACAUCUUUACUGGGGAACUUCGAGGAAGUAUGCUCAUUUCAACAGACGCUCUGCCAAGCCUUGGAAGAAUGUUCCAAGUUUCCGGAAAAUCAACACAAAGUAGGAGGUUGCCUACUGAACCUCAUGCCUCAUUUUAAAUCUAUGUACCUGGCUUACUGUGCAAAUCAUCCUUCAGCUGUCAAUGUGCUCACACAACACAGGUAAGUUGUACCAUUUCCCCAGAUAGGCUGUUCCACAGUGAGAUCCUUUCCGAGGACCGCUUCAU